AUGGGGAAGGCAUUAGAAAUGAAGGGCAAGAUCUUGAAGUUCCUAACGCAAGCUGCCUCUAAAAUUACCUUCACAAAUACGCUUACUAGUCCUCGUGUAAGCACUUCAUCAGGCAAAGGAUUAACCAGUCCAAGGCCAAUCAUAUCUAUUAUUCCUGCUGAAGCUAGAACAAAACCAAAGAAUGGAAGUUUUGAAGCAAAAGAACCAACUUCACCCGAAGUCUCUUGCUUUGGCCAAGUCAACAAGAAGAAGAAGAAAAGCAAGUUAUCUAAUAAGCGGGUUUGCCCCCCACCACAAAGAGAAACCUUGCAAAUUUCGUGUCCUAAAGAGGUGAAGAAGCAGAAGCCGAAGCCCAAGUCACCGAGCAUGUUCAAGUUCCUUAAAGGACAUAAAAAAAGUGGUAAAUAUGAUGGUCUUGUAGAUGAGCCAGUGGCUGCUGAAAGAGUUCCUUCACUGGGUCAGAUGAAUCAGUUUUCUAGCGCUCGGGGUGUGUUAACAAAUUUUGAGUGGACGGCUCAGUGUGGUUUUGAUGAAGAAGGGAAAGAAGGAAUUGAUGGAGAUGAGAAAGUGAUUGUCCCAUUUUCGGCCCCCAUUGAGGUGAGGGAAAGAGUAGCCGUUCAGCCUAAGAGAGAAAUAAAUUUGUGGAGAAGAAGGGCUAUAGCUCCUCCUGUUCCCCUUCAAUUGUAA
Molecule: messenger RNA, 687 nt
Organism: Ziziphus jujuba (common jujube)
Lineage: Eukaryota; Viridiplantae; Streptophyta; Magnoliopsida; Rosales; Rhamnaceae
Exons: 1
Coding region: 1-687 (228 amino acids)
Source: RefSeq, a predicted model, not a curated record